This is a messenger RNA of Colletotrichum karsti, 1176 nucleotides long. RefSeq names its product putative gdp-mannose transporter protein. Bases 1 to 1176 code for a protein of 391 amino acids. NCBI's taxonomy places the organism in Eukaryota, Fungi, Ascomycota, Sordariomycetes, Glomerellales, Glomerellaceae. The record is from RefSeq and is a predicted model, not a curated record. Gene Ontology annotation, cellular component: Golgi apparatus. The transcript is spliced from 4 exons. Gene Ontology annotation, molecular function: antiporter activity; GDP-mannose transmembrane transporter activity.
AUGUCGAACAAGAGGGACGAUGAUAUCGAGAGCAGCGGGAUGGAUGAGAAGGACCCAGGUGUGCGGGAGAGCUUCUUGCCCAAGACUCCGUCUCGUCAGCAGACGCCCGUCAAUGGCUACAGAGGUGGCAUCCUCUCCCAGCUCGAGAACAACUCCGGUGCCGCCGUCCUGGCCUACUGCUUCUCCUCGAUCAGCAUGACCGUUGUGAACAAAUACGUCGUGUCGGGUUCCUCUUGGAACCUGAACUUCCUCUAUCUGGCCAUUCAGUCUAUGAUUUGCACGGCUGCAAUUGUAUUCCUGAAGCAGAUGGAUCUCAUUCCAAGCGUUGCUGCCUUGGAAGCCGGCAAGGCGAAGAAAUGGCUCCCCGUAUCUGUGUUCUUUGUCGGUAUGAUCUAUACCAGCACGAAGUCUCUCCAGUACCUCUCAGUCCCGGUAUACACGAUCUUCAAGAACUUGACCAUCGUCGUUAUCGCGUAUGGUGAAGUUUUAUGGUUUGGUGGGAGUGUUACCCCGCUGCUUCUGCUCUCCUUCGGCUUCAUGGUGCUCAGCUCUGUUGUUGCUGCGUGGGCCGAUAUUCAGGCUGCCUUCAACGGCGCCGGGCACACGGCGGAGACCGCUGCUGCUAUUUCGACUUUGAACGCCGGGUACGCGUGGAUGGGACUGAACGUCUUGUGUACUGCGAUGUAUGUUCUGGGUACACGCAAGUUCAUCACCUCGUUGAACUUCAAAGACUGGGAUACCAUGUUCUACAACAACCUGCUCUCCCUCCCUAUCAUGAUCGUCUGCUCUGUGGUCACCGAGGACUGGUCGUCGGCCAAUCUUUCCAGGAACUUUCCUGCUGAUACGCGCAACAAUCUCAUCAUCGGCAUGUUCUAUUCCGGCUUGGGUGCGAUUUUCAUCUCGUACUCAUCCGCCUGGUGCAUUCGCAAGACUUCAUCAACGACAUACUCUUUCGUGGGUUAUCUCAACAAGCUCCCGCUCGCCAUUAGCGGCAUCGUCUUUUUCGAUGCCCCUGUCACGUUUGGUAGCAUCACGGCCAUUCUUCUCGGGUUCUUCAGUGGCCUUGUCUAUGGCUAUGGCAAGAUGAAGCAGCGAGAGCAGUCGAAGCAGGUGCUCCCUACCUCUCGGCCGGCUAUGAGCGCGAGCUCACAGAGCCAGAAGGACGCAUCCAGCUAA